CGCGGGCUCAUGAGAGCCGCCGCUCGCCCACCUCGCUGAGUCACUCAGCCAGCGCUCCAUGGUCGGGCCACCACCCUCUUAGCUGGGCUAUCCACGUCGAUCAUGGACGCGAAUCGCCGCCACCGCCCCCGCCGAAUGCAGCCACAGCCUCCGAUCGAAUCAAGUCAAGAGCUCAGUGAGGCGGCGGCUUGCUCAGUUGCUUCGCUUGAACGAAACGUAUCAAGACAACGAAGAGUAUCAAGACAACAUCAUCUUCGAUGAUGACCGACACCGCGAGCUAGCCAGACUCGACAUCCUCAGUCAUGUUGAUCAGCAAGCAUUCAAAGAGACGCAGAAGAGAUUGCAUCAACUUCUGCGUGAAUGCCCUCUUUUUGAGCUCUUGGCUCGCUGCAAUGAUGACAUGACAGAGCUACCUUCGGCAAUCAAUACCUCUCACAACAUUUGCCACACCACUCUGAUUCAAGAAUAUCUGCUCGAUCGCGAGCAAUGGCUUCCUAUUGCCCAGUCACUCUGCAAGUGGGUGCAGGAGCGCGUAGUUGCUGAGCCAACUUUAGCCGCGGCGCUUGGCGAGUCUGGCGCUCAUAGCCAGAGCAAAGCCGUGGGUAAACGACUUUGGCAGCGCCAUCUGCUCCCUGUGCGCUGGCGAUGUUGCGCCCUUGCUCUUCAGCCAAACUGUCCGCCCUGUGUGUCCCAGCUGGCCUCGAAACAAGCUGAUACGGGAGAUGCGCUGCGCGAGCUCAAGCACAUUGCUGGCCAGAUGGAGCAAAUUGCUAGUUGGCUUGAGGGACUGGCUUGGGUUGCCAUCGCACAUACCAAAUCAAGAAGCAGCGACCAACUCUUGCAAAUAUGGGACACUUUUCAGGAGAUGUUGGUGCCAACCGCCGACGAAAUUAACUUUGAAUUUGCCCUCGCUGUGCUCUUCCAAAAUCAACUACCUGCCCUGUCAAACGCACUGCUGAGAUCCAACGACUUGGUGAAGGAUCUCAACACCCUGAAAAGCAACUUGAAGAAGCGCAACGACCGAAAGUUAUCCUUGAAAAAGCCGUUGCAAAAUGAUCGAGCCAAAAUCAUCCUCCAGGUGGCUAUGGUUCCGUUCCGCGAAUUCUCGACCGACACUGACAUGCGUGCCAAUUUGGACUGCUACGACGGCACUCCACAAGAUUUGAAAACAGUCAGUCUGACGAUAAAUCAACCCCUUUCCAGCAAGCCUGCGCGGCCCACGCGAUCUGAAGCGUUGCUUCAGAGCAACAUCAUCUGCCGCAUCGAAGGGCCAAGCGUUAAGAUGGUCGGCGGCGAUACUCUCCAAGUCAUUCAAUAUGUACUGCCCUUGGAUAUCCAGCUUUGCCUUGUCGACUGCGACCAGAGUUACUUUGCUGACUUUCGAUCGCAUCUCUUUGCCACCAAUCCCAAUGACCUCUGGCUUCUCCAAAGAAACUCAAAGUUGACGGAGGAUCCACAAGCCACGGACCUGGAUACGUGGUACACCCCACAAAAGGCAAUUGAAGACUGUGGCGCCUCUCGUCUUGUCUUCAAGAUCAACAAUCAGACGUUUGAAUACAACCGCAACACGCUGUGCUUUCUACCACUGGAUGGCUCAGCAUUUGACUCACACGAGUUUUUGCGCGUAGCACCCACCCGUGCUCACUGCCAACUGAACGGCAUAGUUCGUCCUGUGCUUGUUUUGGGCAUGCAAGUCAACUGUGGGCGACGCCGAGCAUCGAAUUUGAGCGAGCUGGAACAGCUUAGGAUUCAGCAAGACAAAAUGAUCGGCACUGGCAAUUUGCAAACCAUUUCUGUGGACGCUGAAGUACUGACGGUCGCCCUCUUUGCCUACUUUUAUUGCUGGGACAAGCUUCCUCGAAACGGGUUUGAUCGAUUGCGUCAUCAUCCUCUCAUUGCCGAUUUCAACGCUCCAGCCAUGCGACAAGCUUUGCAGCAGUUGACCAACAAGUCAGGCUUUGUGCUUGACAGCUCGUACUGGAAUGAGCGACUCUGUCUGGAGGCCAACGCCAGAGCACAACCCGCCGAGCAAGUUUUGCGGCAACUCCUUUCCGAAGAGUCUCACUAUGAGCUCAACUUAAUUGCCGUGUUGAGCCCAAAGCUCUUCGAUGAGGUCCAACGCCUUUGCUUGCAGGGCUCGGGAGGAGACCGGCACAGCAUGUGGCGCCCCACAAUCUUGCGCUUCAAUGUGGAUCGCAGCAAUCUUGAAGCUGUCAAGCAAAAGCUGUUUGGCCUCGCCGCAUCCUUUUUAUUAACUAUUGCGGUCGUGCAACUUUCUUCCCAGCUGGCGGCCAACGACAUCUUGUGGCUGUUGGCCCCCUUUGCCUCCCCCGCUUGUUCGAUUCGCUUCAUUCUCCUUGACACAUGCUUACACCUCGAGGAGCUCGAGACUUCAGACAUUGGGCAAUACCUAUUUUACGGCGAGACCAGGCCUGAGACGAAAGCUCCACGGUUGACAUUGCUGGGCGCCGAAUCCCAGGUGGAGCAAGCCAUGCUCAAAGCACCUGUUGUCACUGAGCCACUGUGUGAACAGGCGUGGUGCGACUUGAAAGACCAAUGUGCCAAAGCUCGACAAUGGAUUCCUGAAGCCUUGGAUGCCUUUGCCAACAAGCGCAUGGUGUUUUUUGUGCAUCCGGACCGAGACACGUGCAUCAAUGCUUCUCGUCAACUUUGCCAAGAGAUGGAAAACAAAGAGCGAACCCGCCUCGAGACGUCCAUGAGCACUUCGCGAGAUAGUGAGGGUCACGAGUCAGAUUCGAAGCCCAUCUGCACGCUGCUCAAAGAGCUUAAUGCCACCGCAUCAGACUUUUUUCAGUCGGUUUCGGCCAUCAUUCGCAACAGGGCCAAGCAGAGUGGUCAUGCGCGCGUCCAGCCAGUGGUCGCUGUGUCCUCAGCCAAUAUCUUACAACCACAGACUCUCAAGGCUCUGCUUUCUGAAGCCAACGAUAACGGGGUUUGCUUGGCUUUCUUCUUUUCGUCUCUUGAUCCCCAGAUCCUUAUGACCGCAAGAGAUGUUCUGAGCAUUGACCCUCGUGUAUUGAAUUACUCUCGUGGAUUCUCUGCCUUGAGCGUCCUUGGUUGGCCCGAGGCAUUAGUGGAUUCCAAUGCAUGUCGCCAAGCAUGGUUCCUCAGCGUUCUUUUUGGCUCGCGUUUUUCCUGGAAUAUGCUCAAUGCUGUAGCCAAGAAAAAUGGCGUCCCAGUGCCUUUGCCACAUAGAGCAAGCGCAAGAGAGCAUCGCCUAAUCGAUGCCAUCAAUGCUUUGAAUGCUCCGGAUGAUGAGCAGAAGGACUUGCUUCAGCAGCUCGUGGCCCGUUUGCACGAUGGAUGGUGCGACCUGUGGGGAGAAGGUCAAGACCAGGCCAAGUCCCAACCUUCCCUGGAGCUGGUUUUCGCAAAUCCAGCCUGGCAGCUUUCUUGCCCUGGCCAUGCGGUGCGCAAAUGGAUUUCUUGCGCCUUUGGGAUCAAGAUGGAUGAAGUGCAACGCAAGUUCGGUCUUGUGCCAGACGUCUUGCAGACAACGGCCCCUGAUCUGUUAUGCUUUGCUGCAGACGAGAAGGUCAAUGCAAAGUCCCCUCCGGCGCUAUUUCAAUACAAUGUGAAACGGCGCUCUCCUCGGCAGAGCCUGACCGAAUACUUGAUGCGUGCUGCCAUGCUCGGAUAUGCCUUGGAUUGGAGAGCGCUCCCUGCUGCAUUUACAGAGCACACCAUGAGUACUCAGACGUUCUUAACCAUCCUCACCAGCAGCGCACAACCCAUUGUAUUGCUCUGUGCCAUAUCUCCUGCAAUUUUGGACACUCAGUUGCAAGGCGCCUCACGUGUCAUGCUGCGACGCUUGUAUUCUUGGCUAGCUCCGACCGAAUCAGAAUUUUCUCUCCUCAAGCUGGCUCAAUUCUACAUUGAGCAGGGGUCAGAUUCAGCUCAGCCUGGUCUAGCACAGCUCGCCAUUUUACUACUUCAUGCUUGCAAGGAUAACAACCCGUCCUUGAUUUCCACACGAGUUGUAGAGCUGCUGAUGAAGCAUCACAUUUCAUUGCGCGUAACGGCGGACAAGGUUCUGCCUGUCUUGAACAUUUUGCUGCGACUUGAUGGCCCCCCCAAUGCACUCUUACAACAGCAAGAGCUACUGGCAGUAGUCGAAACGUGUCGUCCACGCGACCUCGACGGAGCCUUUGAGGAGCUAGCCGGCAGGGAAAAGAAUGCUAGCAUCGGACGCGUGCUGUCAGACACACUUCGCGCGCCCACAUUGCCACCAGGCAGCGUGUUGCGGAAAACAAGGCUUGCAAAGGUCUUGAGUGGCAUGUGCGGCGCGUCGGUUUUACAAGCGAGCGCAGAGCUGGUUGAGAUGGGCUUGCGACUCUCUGACGGACUUUUGGCUGCUUUGUUUGAAGACGUCUGUCGUCACCAUUCUACGCAAAGUGUUGCUGCCACAUUCAGCCUCCUUUUAAAGCUUGAAUCCGCUGUUGACCCAUUGACUCGACUACUUCAAGUGCUGAACGCAAGUCACCAACUACCAGAUGGGCAACUUCUUCUUGACGUAUUGCAGAACGUUCGCCCAAAGGACAACACUUGGGACAACACUAAUCUUCAACACCACCGCUAUGAACGGGAAUUGCAACUCCUGUUUGCACUCAUUGGCGCAGAGCCUCAUGCAGCAGCUCGUAACAUGAUUGCUCUGCUUGAAAAAGAGUCUGUGGCUUCUGAUGACUUGAAGCAAGCAUGGCGCUCAAAGAAAAGCCAGCGAGUCAUUCCAUUGGAGCUUGACGAACUCAGCAGCAUCCGCGAAGAGUUGGUGAGUGCACUGGCCAUUUGCCACGUCGAUGGCCUUGCAUCUUUGGUCUUGACUUUGGAAAGAUUUACGGGAUCACGAGGCCUGGCCAGCAUACUCAGGACCACUGCCAACAUGCUCAAGCGUCCACAACCCAAUACUGUCCAGCUUCAACAGCUGUAUUUGGGCCUAUGGAUGUGUAUUCCGACGGAGCACUGUGAGGUUGACCCCGCGGCUCAACAGGAGGGAUUGCAAAUGAAACCAGGCGCCUUUGACCAACUCCUCAAGUGGGCACAGCAUGAUUCUCUUGGCCUGUACCAACGCUCCAAGACCAUGAGUGGCUUAUCGCAAUUGGCUCAAUGGCUGUAUUGGCCCGAAACCUUGCCAUUGGUGUCUCUGCUCUCAAUUGAAGAACGAUUUAGACCCGUUUCACGGCGAGAGGCGAAGCAGCGCAGUUUCAGCCUGGCCCAAGCGGCUUCUUCUGAGCGGCAGCUGUACACAACGGUCGCCCCACAAUACGUUGACAUGAAUCCGGCCUUGAAUGAGUCCCUGCAAGCUGUGAAAGUGCUUUUGCAAGGAUACACUCAACGACCACCGUAUCCCUCCAUCGUCUAUCUUGUGGACUGCGGGCACAACAAAGACAUCUGUGUUUACAACUUGGCAGCAAUGGCCAUGCUUCACUCAAAGUGCCUGCGCCCCCGAUCCUUGGAGGAGACUGAUGAAGACAAGAAGAAUGUUGCUGCAAAUCUGGCAUAUAUUCACAAUCUGCUUGGAGUGUGGUUUGCUUUGGGUCGAAUCUCACAUCAAGACCUACAAUCUCACCUGCGAGGCCUUCUCGAGGAAGACUAUGAGGCCUUUGCGCCACUAGCCAAUUAUCAAGCCGAGCCAUGCCGUGUGGCGGUCCCAUCAUGCAUCGACGUACAUCACACUGAUUCAGCUGUCCUCGUGGAGCUGCUAUCUCCAAACCCCCAGCCCGUGGACCGUCGCUCGACGAUUGAAGUGCUGAACCUGUUUGGUGGCCCAUUUUCUGUUGCUGAUGUGGAAAAAAGUAAUGAUCUGGAGAAGUUUCUUCAGAUCGCAGAAGACCGCAUGCUUGCUGGCUUGAAUGACGCCACACCUGUUUCUUCGAAAGCAGCGGCCUAUGCUUUGGCGAUGCGACUGUUUUGGGGUCGAAGUGAAGGCUACAGCAGAAGCGCUUCUAGGGCAUCUGUUUGCAGAGUUUUUCAAAAGGUCGCGCAGAAUCGCUACCAUCGUCACUUUUUCAGGCAUUUUUUGCGCACGUUAGGCUUCAACGCCCAAGCGUUUGACGUAGAUUCGAGCUCCAAGUCUGCAGCACUGCAGAUUGCCACACACCUGGCGUCGACGUUGAUAGACUUGGAAGAUCCCUUUCCGGUCUGUGCUGCCACUUUGCGAGAGCUUGUGGCUUUUGUUGAAGGUCAUGGCAUGCUAUCAAGCGAUGAGAUCAAGCGUCUCAAGAAUUUGCGCAACGAGCCUGUAGAUGAGCCAAAAGUACCGCCUUUAGAAUAUACCACGCCAGCGUGUGAAAGCGAAAUUGCCAAGCUCUUGGAGCACCGCCACUUGUGUUCACGCCAAGCUGAUGGCUUGGCCUCUGAGCCACACCAGGGAGUCGCAUCGCGGAAAGCCAAUCCAUUAAAUGUUAUACCUUGGUCAGACGGUGGUGCUUUUGACAGCCCGUCGCGCAAGUUUGGAUCUCUUCCAGGCGACAACGGCCGACAGGGCUUGAUCAGUUUCUCACUUCAAAGUCAGGAGGGAGUUGUCGUUCGCGCGCCAGCAUUAUUUCGGAUGCAACAAAUAUUCGCUUCCAAAGAUGAUCCCAACAAGGCAUGUUCUGUGCUUGGCAUUGAAAUUUUACAAGGCCCCGGCGGCGUUCUCGUUGCACAAGAUGUGACGGUUGGCGGCUUAUUGGUGGCGUCCAGCACCCUUGUUUUUCUCGACAAGCGUCACCUCAACGCCAAGGAAGGAAUCCCUUCCGGAUAUAAGCCUGUCCAAGCUUUUCCUUCACAUGCUGCAGCCUUUUCGUUCUUCAUUGAGGACGCCCCCGCUAGCACGCUUCUCGUGGGUGAGAAUGUGAUGUUGAAGCGAGUAAGCGGUGGCAAUUGGCAUCCAGUUUUUACCCACAACUCUCGCGACUCCUUGCCUGCCGCUCUCAAGCCAAGCUUAUCAGCACCGACGAGGCGACUGCUCAAUGAUUUCGGGCUAGCCCAAGAGUUUGUUGAGUUUGUUGCACAAUUAGUGGAGCUGAGCCGUUCUCUUCCAGGACAGGAUGCCGAAACGCGACACCAGAUUGCAGAUGCACUUCAAAAGUGCGAAGACACAGGAUCAAUCGCGCCAUUGGAGCAAUUGACAAAAAGGCAUUUCUCUGGCGAAAACGACGGUCUGCAAAGGCUCCUUCAGCAGAAUCUGAGGCAUCAAAAAACUUGUUUUGAAGUUUUGAUGACCCCUGGGUUACAUGACAACUUUGACAUAAUCAACUUUUUGCUUCGUGGAUUGCCAUCUUUGCCCGAGCGAAACGAAGGCCAAUUUGCAUUCAUGCCAGCAAAGCCCGAGGAUAUUGUUGAAAAGUCCGAGGAUGCUGUUAAUCAAGACGAUUAUUUGUUGUUCGAUUUGCCAUCCAACAGCUCGCGUGCUUCUUCAGCUGCAGCUGUCGGGUCUGAGGAGUUCGUCUACGUCUCAAGCGACUCUGAGGAUGUGGAGGAGUCUCGCGCCAGCAGCGCUUUGAGCCUUUUUGAUGCUGACGAAGAAGCUUUUACGCGCAAUACGAGCGUCAAUUCUAUGGAAGAGCCGUGGCCAGCAAGAUCCGUGUGGCAGGUGUAUCCACACCAGCGCCUGUCUGCAGAGUUUGAGCGUGCCAGUGACAGCCUUCAAGGGAAUUUUUUCGGGUUUAUCGUGGAUAGCCCGAUGAAUUACACGAGCCAUGACAUGAACUGGAUUGUGCAAUGUGCUCGAGCCCCCCUUGCCCCAAACUUGCGAGACUGGAUCUUGAAGACGUUUUUGGAUCAAUCUUUUCUUCAGUGCGCUCCUGAGUUGCAGACAAAUGCAAGGAUCAGUGAACACAUUGUUGCCUAUAGCUUAGCAGAGCGGUGCCCGAUUCCCAAUGUGGCUAAACGCUUGAUGGCUGCCUUUGCCCUGCCACACCCCCUCAACAAGUAUUUUGGGCACGUCUCGGGCGAGUUUGGCAUCUAUAUUUGUGACCCGCCCGUGUAUCAACAGCUGCACAACGUGCUGCACAUUCCCAUGCGCACUGUGGAUGUGGAAGUUUUGCGAACGCGUGGCGUGAUUGGUGAAGAUCAGCUACUUUUGGAGAUUCUUGGUCAAUUCAAAGACAACAUCACUCUGGUGUAUGUUCGAGGCAUGGACACCAUUCCAGAUCUACUCCUCAAGUGGUGUGCCGAGUAUACCAAAAGCGUGGCCUACCAUUACAUUUACCUCGAAUCCACAAAUACAACCAAGAACUUUGUAGAGAAUCGAGAUCGCUGCAACACAUCCUUGUAUCAUCCACCUUCAUUGCAAGAACUAGAGCUUGCUGCAAUUUCACAGCCCGGCAUGACCUCACCGCAAGGCGCUACCAACAUUGCUUUGGCCACUUUUGCUCCUCAGUUGGAUAUUUCUUUCUCCGAUGCCAGCUCCCUGGAGAGCCAUCACGCUUGUGACUUUCAAAAGAUGCCCAACACGACAUUGAAAGGCAGCUGGAAGCGGAAAAUGCUGACAUGGCUUGGCUUGAGCAAGGCACAGACUGCAGAGGAAAGUCAGGCAGUGAGCAGCGGUCAGCUUUCUGCUUUUGUUGUGUUUUCGCCGCCUGGAGCAGGCAAAACUCAUUUUUUGGACAAGGUCGUGCGGCCACAAUGGGAGACAGUGGCGCGGCGAGAAGUCAGAGAUUUUGACUGCAGCUCAAAGCAGCUUGUGGAAGAAUCUUUGGCAUCCGUGCUCUCCAGCCGUUGCUCGGGCGCUGCCAAAGAGUUGCUUGUCGUGGCGGAUGAAUUUCAUAUGCUAAAUAAAGCCCAAAAGCUUGAGCUCUUUGCAACACUUGCCGAGAGGGCAUUGAGUCAGCCAUUGCGAGUUAUCUUGAUUGGAAAUCGUCGGGAAAAGGACGACGACGAUUUAUUGGCUGCGUGGAAGGCUAUGCCUGCAAGUGGCAACAUUCAAGACGUGUCAGCGCGGCUUACGGUCGUAGAGCUCCAUGCAAGAAUCGUCCAACUCGGUCUGAAUGAGAACAAACUCCUUUGCUGGUAUGCCUGUUGUCGGGCCCUUUUUUCUGACCAUGUGUUGACCCUGCGCAAUGUUGAGGCAGCCGUCAAAUGCAGAGCCGAGCCUGCCAAAUUGGCGCAUUUGCUGUUUUCAAAAAUGCCCUCGCUUGGCCAGUUGGCCUCUCGUUGCAUCACUGAAGCCAUUUUUAGCUAUGUGGAGCAGUUUGCUCUGGGAUGGAAGAAGGAAGAUCGGGACACACCAGCUUCCGUUGGACUCCUUCGACUACUCCAAGAAAGAGAUGAUGAUCCUUUGCGUCUGCUGGCCAGAGUGGGCCUUGCAUCUGCCUCGUUUACCAGCCAAGCUAGGGCUCAUGCACGUGUCGAGAACACAGAGGUUGCAAACAGCAUUCUCAACAGCGAUGGGAGCGUGGAAAUGCUUGAAUCAGACGAAACAGUCUUGAUGUCCUAUCCCGAAUUUGCUGAUGCUUUCCCAGGAAGCCACAAAAUGCAUCCUGUGCUUCGACUGCGAACGUGGAUUGGAUACAUUCAAUACAGAUUGAGCGAAGAACUUGAGACAAAGAUUGAGCUGGACUGUACGUCGCUAAGGCGCUUGGUGUUGAUUGAUCAGCCGGGAUUCCCACUUAUCACAGGCGUGCUUGCCAUGCAAGGGCAGCCCAAUUUGAGUGAGUGUCGAGCCUGGAGUGAGACUGGUGACUAUACAGACUUGGAAUGGAUUCGCGUCUCCCUGCAGCGAAAUUUGGCUAUCGACUGGCAGCGUGCGCGUGACAUUUGGAGCACGUACUUUGUGACUGAUUGUGUGGCUUUUCUCAACUUGCUGGACGAGGCUCCAAAUAAGGCAGUUGUGCUCUCGGCCGUGGCUCCCAUGAACCUUGCCGCGCUACUCCUGUCGUCUCGCCAUGCCAAGCAUGGACAGCAGCUCGCUGACCUGGUAGUUACCAUGAUGUGCAAAGAUGAGUCUGCUGAACACACACAAGGAAACCUAGGGGAUUGUCUCGAUCCUCUUUUCCUCUCCCAAUGGCUCACGUUUACUUUGCGAACACCAAACCUUUUGACAAAGUUGGUUCCCCAGCAGCGCCGUCGGUUGUUGAUGUGGGCAGCGCAGCAUCUAACCAAGGACCUCAGCAGCACUUUAAAUUCCGAAUGUAACGCUGCCUUGCUUGCGGCUCUCGAAGAAGAAACAUUUCAACUGAUGGAACAAGCUGAUUUUGACGCUGUGCGUCUGUUGUGGUCAAAUCACUUUGCAUCUCACUUUCCAAUACGCACAUUCACUGCCGUGCAAAGUUGCGACGCACAUUUUGUGGUUGCCGACCAGCCGUCAGCACACAGUGCUUGGCCCGAGGAGCUCGGCUGUCUCCAUCGCAUUCUUCAUGGACAGGUUGAGCUGCAGGAUCUCAACCUUUUGGCUAGCUGCUUAGCAAGCCAAGAAAACACAACGAUAGCCGGGUUUCCGCACGAAUCGAGCCUACACCGGCGCUUUGUUCAAAGCUUGGUGAGUGAAACUGUCGUUGAUCCUCUGCCAGCAGCAUGGCAACGAGCACUCGUUGCUCAGGUCGCCGAGCCAUGGAUGAGAGACGAGGACCUUGCAAAAGUCUUACGAGACAAGGAAUACGUCACAUGCAAACUGUUGGCCGGUUUCUUAACAGUACAGCGCGCAGCUGACAUCUUUCCCAAAUGGGACCGCAGGCUGAAGUCGUGCGCUGUCGUCAGAGAACACUUUGUUCAACUAUUUGGUGUGGAUGACCUUCUAGAACGCCAAGGGCAUUUGAAGACACUUCACGAGCAGGCAGUGCGGUCUGAAGAACAACGCCAGAAGGAGAAAAUGAAACACAUUCGACGCGUCUUACCGCACGUGGCCGAGCGACCGCAGAUCUUGCGCUUCUUUACGGACCAAGUUGGUCGGACGGCCCUAGCUCAGCUUUUGCACCAAGGCAAAGCCGAAGAAUUUGACGAAUUUCGCAAUCCGCGCACAAGCAAUUUUGACUUGGCGCGUGAUGGGGCCUUCAAUCAGCAGAAGAUUUUGAUUGGCAAUUUUUUUCGUGAUUGCUUGCACCAAGCCAAUGUCAAAAUUCCGAGCGGGACUCAAGAUCGUGUGAGGGCGCUCUUAAAAAACGGCGGCUUUGACGAUGACGAGUUUAGUGUUGGAUCUGAUUUUGUUCGAAUCAUUACGCCAUAUCAAUCACUCUCCCGAGUGGAACAAGACGCACGACUCCAGCGAUUGCUUGCCGUGCUCCAGCAAGGCCAGAUCCCGUCGAGCGUGACGUCAGUUAAAGAGAUUGCUUUCAAAUUCGAAGGUUUCUCUCAAAACCAGCUGCGAGACAACAUUGCAGAUCGUUUGCACCAAAAAGGAUUUCAAUUGCAGAUUGAACGCGAUGAGGAAGAGUUUUCAUGCCUACUCUUGACGGGCAACUAUUCAGUUGCGUGGGUCAUUUCUGGCAGCUCCUAUGUCAUGACAAAGCGAGGCAAAGCGUCGACUCGACGCAGUCUUCGACGAUUAGCACAAGCAUGUGCAACCUUUCACGCUGCUGGAGGAGGUUUGUUUAUCUUUGGUGACAAUGACCCAUAUGUCCUGCAUGCCAAUGCAGUGCUGGCAGCCGUGGACGUUGGCUGCAGGCUUGACGGCAAUGUAGACGGUAACAACUUUGUUUUGCACAAGGCCAACACCAAUCCGCCCGCAACAGUGGAAAGCAAACGGUCAGGCGGCUGCAUCAACAACGAAGACCACCCAAUCAUGACCGGCAUUGCUACUCUGUUUGAAGGCAUUACCAUUUGUGUACCGGACCCCUCAGACAAGUUCGAAGAAUUCUUUGAUGUUCUUGCUGUGGGCGGGUACAAGCAUGACUCAACGGAACGCCCAGUGCCCCUGAUUUUGGCCAGCAAGGAUGCGCGUCGUGCUGCUUCACGGGGACGCAUUGUGGUCGAUGGAGGAUUUACUAAAUUGUGGUCCAACUGGAAGGUGGGCGGAACAGAUCGCUAUGUUACCAAUGCAACGGCCUGGCUCACGGCCGUUGACCAGGAGUUGGCCAUCAGCCCCAAGCAGGAAGGCAUUUUCUCCAUACCUCGCAAAAGGGUUGGUGCUGAAGUCGCUCUCCCCCCCUCAUUUGAGGGCUGGCUUCAACUAAAUUGUCCGUGA
This is a messenger RNA of Monosiga brevicollis MX1, 12121 nucleotides long. RefSeq lists its product as uncharacterized. Bases 401 to 12121 code for a protein of 3906 amino acids. The transcript is spliced from 3 exons. The record is from RefSeq and is a predicted model, not a curated record. Lineage: Eukaryota; Choanoflagellata; Craspedida; Salpingoecidae.